Archocentrus centrarchus (flier cichlid) is the source of this 3148-nucleotide messenger RNA. RefSeq names its product tumor necrosis factor, alpha-induced protein 8-like 1 (gene tnfaip8l1). The record is from RefSeq and is a predicted model, not a curated record. NCBI's taxonomy places the organism in Eukaryota, Metazoa, Chordata, Actinopteri, Cichliformes, Cichlidae. Gene Ontology annotation, cellular component: cytoplasm. The transcript is spliced from 3 exons. Bases 408 to 968 code for a protein of 186 amino acids. Gene Ontology annotation, biological process: regulation of apoptotic process.
CCAUUGGCCCAAACCCACAUCAGUCUGUUGAUUUCCAAGUCCCCCUCAAGUUUGAAACUUUUUUUUUUUCUUUUAAACGAGUAGGAGGAAUCGGGUUCCAGCAAACUCUGGUAACUGAUCGCGCAGCAGCAGCCGAGGGAAAGAAAACGCGCUUUCAAUAAUUUACACAUCUGUGGCGAGUACGCGGUUACAGAAGAGACAAAUAAAUAAAACAACAGCGAGUACAGGACGUUUUACAACCGACAUCCAACAAAACAAGUGGAAGGGGUGGGAAAAGUAUGCUGUGAAGUGACUUUAUUGGCUCUGCCAGGAUGAAGACUUGAGAAAUUUCGCUCAGAUUUAGUAACUUGUCAUCUGUCUGGCUGACCGCUCCUGUGUCCCACUGAAGCUGAGAGUAAGACUUGACCAUGGACUCCUUCAGCACUAAGAGCCUAGCCCUGCAGGCGCAGAAGAAACUGAUGAGCAAGAUGGCCACAAAGAGCAUGGCCAACCUCUUCAUCGACGACACCAGCAGUGAAGUGCUGGACGAGCUGUACCGUGUCACCAAGGAGUACACCCGCAACCGCAAAGAGGCCCAGAAGAUCAUCAAGAACUUAAUCAAGAUUAUGGUGAAACUGGGAGUGCUCUACAGAAACAGUCAGUUCAGCAGUGAGGAGCUGAUCCUAGUGGAGAACUUCAGGAAGAAAGUCCACACUCUGGCCAUGACGGCGAUCAGUUUCCACCAGAUCGAGUUCACCUUCGACCGCCGCGUCAUGAGCGCUAUUUUGAACGAUUGCCGUGACCUGCUGCACCAGGCCAUCAAACGGCACCUGACAGCCAAGAGCCACUCGCGAGUCAACCACGUCUUCAAUCACUUUGCCGACUGUGACUUCCUGGCGGCUCUGUACGGGCCCUCUGAGGUUUAUCGCGCUCAUCUGCAGAGGAUCUGUAAUGGGAUCAAUAAGAUGCUUGAUGACGGAAACCUCUGACCUCUGCCUCGGCAUCAAGCACGCUUACCUCGAGUCACCACCCCCCAAAUGUGGGAUUUCUUUUUUUAAGAUGACAAUCAUGAACAUUUGUGGUUUUUUUUUUUUUUGUUUGUUUUUUUUGUUUUUUUUUGUGUUUCCGUUUACUGUAACACCGAUGUCCUCUUGGCUGCUUAGUCCAAAGUAUAUUUCUUUUCCAGCCUUUUUGUUUAAUGAAUGUAAAAUUUCAUGCUCUUAUCUCUAUAGCCUUGACAACUGUGCCUUAAAUAACAUAUUUUAUCUUCAUUCCAAGGGCUUACUUUCUCUCUCUCGGCUUGUUUAAAAGGCAAGAAACCAGGCACGGGCCAACAGCUGUAUCUCUUAAAUGGACAAAAGUGGGUCUAGGAGCACCAUGACCAGGAAGAAAGUGAAUUUCCAAGGACAAAAAAAAGUUUUACUGUUUGUUUGUUUUCCCUAGAAGUAGUGUUGCACUCAGUCCUGAACAAGCGCUGUACUGUACUUUCCCGUUGUAGUAAAACCAUGUGAAGCACUGCAGUUGAGUAAUCCCGCUUAGCCUGCAUUUUGUGGCUCUCACGAUCAUGCACUGAGCUCCGCUCUGUAGAGAAACCUGGCUUUUUGUUUUGGAGGCACUUAUAUACCCACAUUUGCUUCCAAUCGUCUGGUUUAUAGCCACCACAACAAAGACAAAGUAUUUGGGUCAUGGUGGGAAUAUAAACUUGAAGGAAUUUGAAUGCGCUGCAUGUUGUUGAUUGUCUCUGCUCUGACUCGGAUGUCUCGCUGCCUGGACGCUCAUCUGGUCUGAAAAAUCACGGCAUGGUGGCGGCACAAUGUGGUGCCAGGUGCAAAGAUUGCGCCGGCAUUCUGUCAGAAGGGAAUUAAGCACGAACUCGGUCAAACUGCUUGCCAUAAUGGAUGUCAGAGUCUGGGGUCAGCUGUGUUUCAGGCUUAUCGGCAGAGCCUCACGUUUAUCCUAAAAGCACUAAAACUCCAGUUCAAAUUCUGACUGAUCUAAACUAAAAAGACUCCCCAUGAGCAGGCAGAUGAAAGGCUGGGCGAAAACUGCAGCUCCGUGUCUGUGAAGAGCACCGGGCAAAGCACAGAGAUUAGAGCAGAGACAAACACAGUACCUGAUUGUGCUCUCCCACUGCAAUUAUAGCUCCCCACUCUGGGGUGGCAUAAUGGCCGGGAGCUUGCCUCUGUCGAGCAGCCACUCCAUUUCACCGCACAGCAGCCUCAUGUGAAGAGAUGGAGAUAACAUCUCUGUUUGCGCGAUGCAAGUCCUUUUAAUGGAUUGAAAGAUGAUGUUGUGUUUCUUCCUUACAAAGGAGUAUAUGAAUAGUUACUACUACCCCUCUCCAACCUUGCUUAAUAGCCAUCUUUCCUUUUUGUCUAUGUGUUUUUGUAUCACUGAGCUUGUCUGGGAGAUUGUUUUUGUGCUGCGGCCUCAUUUUGUAUUCUGUGUGUGUGUGUGUGUGUGUGUGUGCGCGCGUGUGUGUGUUUGUGUGCAUACCUGUGAGAGAAUUGGAAAUUGAGCCGUGUAAUAAGCGCUGUGCAUUCCCAGAUAGGAUUGCUGAAACUUUAACUUCUUCUGCAGCAGCUCUGCCAAAGGAGGGGGGAAAAAGGACUGGUGUUACUUAAAAUGCAGUCUUUUUCCUGAACAACACUUCAGAAGAUAAUAUGCACUUGAUAAUUCUAACCCAUUAAUGGUGAUAAUGAAGGCAGAGGUGGUGGCUGUUGUGAUUUUUAGUUCUUUUAAAAAAAAUUGCCUUUUAAUUCUUAGAUGACUUCCCUGAGUAUAUUCUCAUUUGUUAGAUUCAUUUAACUCCAACUUCAUCAUUUUGGGAACGCUUUGAAGUAAAUCCAUUGCCCCCCCUGCGAAACAGAUGAUAUUAAUUGUCUUCAAAUGCCAUUUUUUUCCCCAAUCCCUCCACAUCUCAGGGCGAGUUUAAAUCUCACUUAGUUUGAAAAACACGACGUACCAAAAGCACCACAAACCCCUUGGAACGACCGCACUUAUUUUACUAAAAUCCCUCAAAUAAAAUGUACUUUUCUUGUUGCAUUUUUACUCUUGUGAAUUGUGAAAUGUUUUUAUUUUCACGCGUGUACAUAGGAUUGUUUUUGUGCAUCUGUAUCGUAUCCAGACACAACAAAUUUAAUUAAAAUAAACUUUUCUGAAAAUGAAA